Messenger RNA from Brenthis ino (lesser marbled fritillary), 1752 nucleotides. The record is from the annotation of a GenBank genome assembly. NCBI's taxonomy places the organism in Eukaryota, Metazoa, Arthropoda, Insecta, Lepidoptera, Nymphalidae.
AUGUUAUUUAAUUUCGAGCAAUUAUUACACGCGCUCUACGAAAUUACUCUAAGGAAUAGGACCCUGUUUAUUUUUUCUAAGAUAAAGAGGGGCUCAGACGAGCUUCUUUCGCAGAGUGGCGUCACCGUCAUGGCGCCCGCCGCUCCACACCACGCCGACAAUAAUAACCAGGACUCCGCCGCAAAAAAGGUGAAACUGGAACAAAAUGUCGGCAAGCCGUCAAGGGUUAUCCACAUACGGAACAUACCAAACGAAACGACGGAAGCUGAGAUCAUACAGUUGGGUCUGCCCUUCGGGCGGGUCACCAACGUGCUCGUUCUCAAAGGAAAAAAUCAGGCCUUCCUUGAGAUGGCAGAGGAGAUAUCUGCGGUGGCGAUGGUGGCGUACUUUGGCGGCUGCGUAGCGCAGUUGCGAGGACGCGCCGUCUAUGUUCAAUUCUCUAACCACAAAGAGCUCAAAACCGAUCAAACCCACAGUAACGCGUCGGCUUCAGCACAAGCAGCUCUUCAAGCCGCACAAGCAAUAUCAAACAGCGCGGGCGCAGCGCUCGUCGCUGGCGCGGGCGCGGCUCUACAACCUGCGAAUGGCGGCACUGAAAUACAGGGUGGUCCAAACACAGUGCUUCGCGUGAUAAUAGAGCACAUGCUCUAUCCAAUAGUACUUGACGUUCUGUAUUCGAUUUUCCAACGCUACGGGAAAGUGCUCAAGAUUGUAACCUUCACUAAAAAUAAUUCAUUUCAAGCCCUAAUCCAGUACCCAGACACCGGGUCAGCGCAAAUGGCAAAAACGGCUCUAGACGGUCAGAACAUUUACAACGGAUGCUGCACGCUGCGCAUCGACUACUCAAAGAUGACUUGUCUCAAUGUUAAAUACAAUAAUGACAAGUCCCGCGACUACACAAACCCUACGCUGCCUUCUGGAGACGGUGAUGCUCAUCAACUGUUGACCAGUGAGUUGACGCCACUGCGGGCUCGCCUCGCCUUGGCCCUCGCGACCAGGAUGAGUGGUGGUGUAUUGGCACCUCCGUUCUUAGGCCUCGGCUCAGGGUUGGCGUCGCCGUAUGGUGUAGGAGUGGGGGGAGUUGGCCUUCCCGCUUUUGGCGCCCUAACACUAACGCCGGCGUCGCCCGCCCUCCGCGCGCUCGCCGCGCCGCCGCUGCCGCUCGCUACAGUACUGCUCGUAUCAAAUCUGAACGAAGAGAUGGUCACGCCUGACGCUCUAUUUACCCUUUUCGGCGUGUAUGGCGACGUGCAGCGGGUGAAGAUACUUUACAACAAAAAGGAUUCAGCGCUAAUUCAAAUGGCAGAGCCGCAUCAGGCUCAUUUAGCCAUGACUCAUAUGGACAAACUGCGCGUAUUCGGGAAGGCGAUGCGCGUGAUGCUCAGCAAGCACCAGACUGUGCAACUGCCCAAAGAGGGACAGCCUGAUGCUGGACUCACUAGGGACUAUUCUCAGAGCCCACUCCAUAGAUUCAAGAAGCCGGGCAGCAAAAACUAUCAGAACAUCUACCCGCCAAGUGCUACAUUACAUUUGUCCAACAUACCAGCUACGGUUUCUGAAGACGAUAUAAAAGAAGCUUUCACAAAACGAGGAUUCACAAUCAAGGCCUUCAAAUUCUUCCCGAAGGACCGCAAAAUGGCGCUUGUCCAGCUCCCAUCGAUCGACGACGCAGUCGCGGCACUUAUAAAAAUGCAUAAUUACCAACUCUCCGAAUCCAACCACCUGAGAGUGUCCUUCUCAAAAUCAAGUAUU